AUGUUUUUGUUUAAGUCUUUCGGAGUAAUGCAUAAGGGUAGCUUAAGUAUGGAAAAUGUUUGUUUUCUUUUCUAUUUGUCGUAAAACAUCCGUAACUGUCAAAUAGAAAUCCCUUGAAAAGGAAAUGGCUAGCUCCAGUAACGAGGUGACCAUCAACCAGGAUACGCUACAGAGAGAACUGCAAGACCUUCGUGCUCUAAAGGAAAAAGUCAUCGAUGAGAGAAAACAGCACGAUGGUGAACUAAAAGGACUGAAUAUGCAAGUUCAAAGAAAGGUACGAUUUUGGUAAUACUAAAUUUCAUGUUAGAGUUUUCACGCGGCUGAUCGAAGCGAGCUUGUAGAUUUCAUCAAAUGAAAUAUAUACCUAAUUUCCUUCGUAAACUUUUAAUUUUAAAGCUAUCGAUUUGUUAAGAUUAAGUUUAAAAGUAAUUAAGGUAAGAACUACGACAGUUGAAUUACUUGUGUUAAGAAAUUACGAAAACUUUCUAAACUGCUGCAAACAGUUGGACGACGUAUGUCAACUAUAUAAGCUUAUUAGCUAAAUGUAGUUUGUUAUGUUGUCUUGAAUCAGCUGUGUUUAGCGGGAAACAUGUUUUUGCUGUUUUCUUUCCUAUCACUGAUUUGAUUUAUAGUUUUUAUCGUGGCCAUAAGGUGAAAUUACAUAAAUUUCUGAUAUUAAAUACAAAUUUAUUUACCCUAAAAUUGCUCGCACGAUAGUUUUUGUUGCAGUCAUGCAAGUUCAAUUGUUGAAUUAUCAGCAUUAGGGUGGGGAGGGGGAGGAGGUCAUGUUUUGCAGCAAUCCAGGAAAGUAAGAGGUGAUGUUGUAUUUUCAAAAAAGACGGUCACCUCAGAAUAACUUACUAGUUUAUGUUUUCCUUUUCCAAUUACUUUGGAGUAUCACCGUAGCCUAUGAAAAAAAUUAGAUAAAAUAAGUCAUGGUUUGAGAUUAUUUUGAUUAUUUUAUAGAAUGGAUUUUAAUAGGAAGAAAUAAUUGGAAUAUUAGGGAAAAUUUUGUUUGAUCAAUUAUCAGGCUGUGUCUUAAGCAAUAUUAUUGCAUCAUUAUUUUACUAUUUUCUAAACAUCACAUGCAGGUUCAAAUAAUCAACACAUGUUAACUAUGUGAUUAUCAAUUGAAUCAUAUGCAACAAUAAAUUAUGUAACUUUGGCUGUUAUGUAAUGUUGUUCUCAGUUAGAACUACACUUUGCACACUCAUUGUCAAUGUGCCUCAAAAGCUACAGUGUAUAUAGUAGCCAGUCAGUAGUUAGUUUUUAUCCUAAAAAAGGUAUAUUUUUUGGUAUGGGGGGAAUGGUAAACUUUUGCUUCAACAUUUCAGAAUUUGGUCAAGUCCUGUAAAACAAUCUUAUUAUUGGGUCCAUUGUUACUCCUAAGACCUUCCUCUAACAUUUAUGCCGCAUAUCAGACACAUCAUAAUGGUACUGCAUUUUUAUUUGUAUUGCCUGGAAAAAUUGCUGGAAUUACUUAGAGAAGGAGAAUUUUUUAAAGAAGAACAGUGGAGAACUUUAAAUCUGUAUUUCCAGGGUACUCCUAGCUUGUUAGGUCACACGCCAUUCAAUCAUAGUUCACUAAGAAACUGUGGUGCCUAUAAAUAAUAAAUAUCCAGAUUUAUGUAACCUUCUUUGUUAUGUAAUUGUGUUGUUAUCAGUACAGGCCUAGGAUGACAGUAGAAGGUAAAUAAAAAGAUGUUGAAUGUUGAAAAAAUGUAAGGGGGGUUUAGAUUUUGUAAACUGAGACAAACGUGAAAUUAACUGCCGUAAGCAUGAAUUUCUAAACUAUUCCAAACCCGCACACCCUUUUGUUUAAACUCAUCAACAAAGACGACAAGGCAUGAGGGGAGGUGCCACAGAUGCUGCUGGAGCCAAAAACUGCAGUCAAGUGCAGUGUGCAUGCAGUGUAUAACCAACCUGUGAGUAAGCGGCAUCCACCCUGCAGGCACUGUAACACUUCUAACCAGUAGAACCUUAGCAUGCUUACCUUAUACUUACAAAAAGGUCAGGGUGGGAUAGGGAGCAGAACGUUAGAUGAAAAUAACCAAAGUAAAGCAACAAAUACAAGUGGCCUGACCUUGACAGAGAAAGCUGCAAAUUUCCAAAGUCCCCUGCAAAGCUAUCCCAGAUGUUAAUCAUAGGUGAAAGACUGCUGCCAGCAGUGUCUUGAGCCUAAAUUUUGUUUAGCUAUGUAGCAAGAGUAUGGCUGUUGUAUAGACUUUGUGCACUCGGGGCAUUACUUAAAACUGAACUCAGACUGUUUCUACAAUAAAGUUUUCUUGGUAGUAAGAAUGAUAUUAUUGUCAUUGAUGAUGAUUUUCUCCACAGAAUGAUGCAUGCACAAAGCUGCAGGCCGGAGUAAGGUACAAAACAGAAGCCAGAAUUGACGAAGCAAUCAGGUUUGUACCAUUGUCAGUUUUGUGUAAGUGUAUAAAUACUCAUAUUGCAUGACAUCAAAAGAAAAAACAAUAUUGUCACAGUACAGGGAGGUAAAGGUUUUUGACGAACUCAUGAGUUAAUGUAAAACAAAUAAAACAAUAAGUGCAAAACAACAGAGAUCAGUAGCAUGGUUCACGUGUGCAAACGUCAAGCUGUUCAUACAGUGUAUAUGAAUUAUUGUAAUAUCUCCCCCACAUUAUUUUAUAGCCACAAGGCUGUCCAUUGGGGUAAACAAUAAUACCAAGUUGAACUACAGAUCUGCCAAAAAACAAGGAUUUUUACUGAAUUCUAAAUUUUUAAGAGAAUUGUGUUUUACAAAAAUGUGUUUUAGUUUGGCCGUCAUGUGUAACAUUCACACGCACCAAAUUCAAAUUUUGACAACAUUUCAUAUGUUUGCCGUUACCGAUUUGAGCAGGAUUGAUAUCCUACAUCAAAAUUAUUUAGGGAUUUUAGUUGAAUGGGUCAAACUUUGUGAAGAAAAGCUGUCCUUGAGAAAAAUGAGCAUUUCUGCACCAGUGUACUAGUGUCACGAAAAAUCAGAAAUACGCAUGACAUUUUGAUGUAUAGGUUGCUGCAAUGAUGAAACAGCCUUAAAAACAGAAUGUUCACAGGUUUAAAACAGUCAAUCCUGAAAAUUUCAGCUAAUUUCAUCGUCAUCUUCCCAAGAACGAAGCAAAUUUCUUUUUCACAAAAACUGUGAAACGCACGAUGUUUACACCAGAUUUUUGCAACGAAGGCAAAAUGUAAACAGUCCCCAUGUGCGAAGCAUAAAACCGACCAUGCUGAUUUUCUUGAUGUGUCAUUCUCAUCUCACAAUAAUUAUUGUAUGGUAAAAUAUAAGAAACUGUGUGCAUUAGAAGCAAUUCUAAGUCCCAAACGUUGAAAUGUUCUAAGGAAGGUUUCAGCUUACUUUCAGCAACAUGGAUCGCAAAGAGACACAUCAACCUCGCAAACUUUGUCCCCCUGAUUUUGCUCACUUUAACUCAAAGGAGGGCUUCACAAUGGCCUUAAGUAACCACCCAAGAACUUUCCAGAAGCUUUUUGUCAUGCAACCACAGGGAACCUAGACUCACAACAGCUUACUGGAAGCUGAAUUUUAAGGAUUUGUGUGGGAAUUAAUCCUAAGAUUGAUAAAACAGUUAAAAUGUACAUAAAUAAUAACUGUUUAUUCACAAAUCCAAAUCGAAAAAGUGAAAAGGAGAUAAAAGAGGUUAUCCCUUUCUAGUUUAUCUCCUGAUAAUAAAAUCCAUUAAGAAAUAAAUUAUUUACAACUGUUUAAAAUAGUAACUAUAUAUGUAUAUAAAACAUCACACAGUAAAAGAACUUAGUGUUCACUAGAAAAAUCGAUAAGAUAACGUCUCAGUCUGUUCUUGAAAAUAUUCAAAUUCUCCGCCUCAGCAACUUCCUUUGGGAGAUUGUUCCACUUAUCUAUUAUGCGUAUAAAAAAAGAAUGUUUAAAACUAUUUAAAGUUGCUGAUGUAAGCUUAAGUUUAAAACGAUGGUUGGCUCUUAAGGGUGGAAAAUCAUGUGCAAAUGUAAAAAAUGCAUAAAUGUUUUCUUACUAUUUCCUGCCCUAUAAACAUCAUUUCAGUAAGAUUUAACGUCUUGUUCUCUUACCUACUAAGAAGAAGACAAGCGAAAACUUGGCUGUCCUAGUACACUGUCCGAAGAAAAAGCUACAAAAGUUACCUUUCUUCUACUCCAAUCGUUCCAAAUCUUCACUUGAGCUGUUAGACCAGAGAUUUUCCUUUAAUUUCUUGAAAACGUCAGUUUAGUUCCAAACAUCGAGCCAUGGCCUCAAAAUAAGUAAUGUAGCUAAAAAAUUGAAACUUAUGUAUUUUGAGCUCCUCUGUGCUAUUCACAUCACCACAUAACAUCAGGAGCCCUGAAAGUUGAGGUUAUGAGUAGUCUGUAGCUAUUUUGCUGCACAAAGAAGUUUGUUUUUAGCUGAUAGAAGAACAAUUGAGAUUCUUAAAUUGCUUUCAGAAGGUUGUUCUGUUAUUAUUAGUGGUUUAACUUAUUGAUGUAUUGUUUGUGUAUUAACAGGAAGCUUGAGCAUCAAAUGCAAGCUCAACAGCUCAAGAUAAGUGAAGAAAAAAGGCUGGUUGCAGAAAUUGACAUUUUAAAGCGGUCAAAGAGGAAUUUAAAGUAUGUAUUGAGUAUGUUUUAAAAGUUUUGCUGUUCAUAUGUGGUUUCCAACUUUAUCAGUUUUUUAUGAGGGUAUUAGUCAUUCAGUGUAAAUAAGGACUUUCGUGUCAAUGAAUACAGCAUUGAAUUAAUAGUGCAUCCUCAAGUUCUCAGUAAGAGUGUUAUUACACUAGCUACCUUCUCCAGUGAGAUGCUAUAAUAGUACCAUCCUUAUUGAGUUGCCUGUACCCAUCUAUGCACUGGGGUGGAAUUGAGGUUUCCUGUCCAAGUCAGUCAGGUUAUUAGCUUGGUCAGGAUAAGAAGUUCUUAUUAAAGGGUUGGUUUAAUAUGUUAAUUGCCAUGGUCACAUUCUUCCAUUUUGUACAAAAUUAAGUUUACCAUCAUGAUGAUAGCAUCCUUGAAUAAUGAUAUUAUAUUUAGUAGUUCUUAAAAUUAAAGAUAAAGGAUGUUUAGUGUGACAGUGGUAGUGUACAUGUAAGCCACGUACAUUCCAGGUUGUUUAUUUUCUUGACAGAAAUGUGUCACUGAAGUGUUGAGUUGAACACCAGUUGAGAAUUAUACCAAAUUUCCCCAAAUGUUUCUUUUUUUCUCUCUGUGUGUGAUCCUUGAUGACCUUCUUUUACCAGUGAAACUAAUUAAAGUGAGAAAAGCCAGUCAUCACAUUGGAAAAAAUCUUUACUAUAAAUCAGAUAGUUAUGUUGUUGUUCAAUUUAAUCCUAUUUUCCUUGGUUCAAAUUUUAUUUUUCUUUAUUUCAAACUCAUUAUCAUAUAUCACCAUACCCAAAAACAAAGGAAAAUAAAAUUUAAACCAAGGACAAAAUUGACCCACAACAUAUACAAGGUGUACAUAUCUAUAGAGAUAUCAGUUGACCCACCAACAUCAACCCCCUUCCCGCCCUCAUAAAGAGACCCAAAUAAUUUGGCCCAGUCCCCAAACUACAGUAUAACAUAGGUGAAGGUUAGGAAGCAGUAUCAAGUCUUGUAUUCGUAACAGACUGUCAAAACUCACUUCUGUGAUGAAAAAGUCCCGUCAGUUAUAAAUUUAUUGUUGCAUUAAAUAUGCAAAGUUUUCAAUAAGAGCUGGCGGCCAGUGAAAUUUGCCAGCUAUUUCACAUGAACUUGCUGCCUACUUUUGGAAAUGACCCCUAGUGAGUUUUUACAAAUAACAUGAGAAACAUACGCAGAGCGGGAGGUCAAGUGUUUAAUUCCCGGGGCUGGACCUGUCCAAUACUCAGGGUCUACAGAUAACUGAGAACUGAAAGUACUAAUUCUUUUACCCUGCAUAGGUCUAUACUUUCCCAUGGUUCAGAGGACCUUGUAAAAUGGUGUUCCUGUCUCCAAAAGGAGGUCUCAUGCUAAAUACAUUGAUACUCACAUCAAGUGCAUUGUAUUUUCUAUUUGUGCUCUAUCCAGGAAAUUUAAUAUUAUACAAAUGUUAAAUAAUUAAAGUAAAAGAGCCCAAGUGUGUUUACAGGUCAUGAAAUGAUAUAUCAUCGUAUCGUAUUAUCCUUUUUACUCAACAGUGAAUACUUGGCUCUUAAACAGCUUGUAGAUCAGUUGAGAAUUAGACAGAGAGCAAUCAGAGGAGAGAGAGAUGUAAGUAAUGUCUAUAUAGACUAACUACAUGUGUUACACUCUCUUGAAACUGUUAUCUAUGUCAGUAAUGUUGUAUUUUGAAGUUUCAUUGUUUGUCUUCUAGGCAUGUGUUAAAAAAAUAAACCGCUUAAAAUCUAGAGAGGAAGAAAUCAAGAACCUUUUAGAUUCUGAUGCUGCUGGUGUUAGUGAAGAAAUGGAAAAACAGCGUCUUAAGCAACUGAAUGAAGUAGAAGCUCUCAAAAAAGGUAGUUUUUUUAGAAGUGCUGUUUCAUGAGCGUCAUCAGACAUGUCUAUAGGUUUUAAGAAAAUUAUAAUUUUCUUCAGUGAUAAAAAUAUUUUCAAUUAUAAACACUUCAUAGGCCUACAUGGAUUAACCCAGACUUGAAUUUUGAGGAAAUUAAUGGGCACGAUCCAUUCAACCAAAAUUCAGACCGGUCCGACCGGGAAAAGAGGACCACCUCAAAAGGUGGACCUGUUUUUUCGAAACUUUUCUGGUUGGACCAAACCGAUCCAUUGAGUUUUGGACCGAAAUUUCCGGAAAUUUUGGUUGAAUGGAUCGCGCCCAAUAAUUCCAUGGUGUUUCUUUUAAGGUGUGAAUUAUUUUAAGUUAAUAAUUGGACUCAGAAAACAAGGAUUGCAGAUUUCUGGCUUCUCCUUGGUAAUGUUAUAAUUUCACAGAUGAAAUAUUGAAUAGAAUCAAUAAAUGCCUAGAAUGAUUACAUAUCUACUGUAGUUACCCUAAAUUUUGAUCCCAUUAAAGAAUAUUUAUUUCUAAUUCUCCUGACUUAAAAUAAGAUCAAUUCACAGCAAAAUGUUUACUAUGUCCCAGCCAUUGUGUUAUAUUUUCAACAUUACAUGUACUGAGUAAACCUUAAUAGUUUAGAUACUGAUAUCCUCUUGAUGUGUCUGCCAUGGUACAGGUACACUAUGUUUCUUAGAUUAAUAGUAUUAUGAAUCUUCAGGUUUGUUAAUGUGAUAGACUUUCCAACUGCCACAACUUUGUUGUGUGUCUCACGAUUUCACAACCUAUUUCAUGCCCCCACGAGUUAAUAACUGAUUGCUCACACUUUCUGGAAACUCACACCCCAAAAAUCGUUUUAAUAGAGCAUCGUAGUGGAGUUCAUUUCCAUUAGUUAAUAGAUAGCAAACUCAAUAUGAAGAAAAUGCCUAGAGUUCGCAUUUGAUGGGUAAACGUUGGUGCUUAUCUAACACUCUUCAACCUACCUCGAACCUUACCAUCAGUUGCUCCUGCCACCAUAUUAAAGUCACUGUUACAAAUAAACUUAAAUCUCUCAUUUAAAGGUGGCUCCAACAAACGUGUUGAUGUCAGCAGAGACAAAGGAGUUUGAACAUGAUGUUUACUGCUCCAGCUUUAAAUUAAAAUGUGACUUCUAAUACUCAUAUCUCUGCAGGAAGUCCUUCCACUAGAAAUGUAGGACAUCUUGCAACUUAUAUUCCCACUUGUCACUAAUUUUCCCAGCCCACAGGGUCAGAAUCUCAAGAUAUUUCCUCUAGGGGGUUGGAAGGUCUGAUGUUUUCUCCAGGGUUCUGGGCCACUUACCGGUACAAUGUAUUUUCAAUUAAUUUUGUCCAUUCAGGCUAGCAGAUCUGUGAUUUAAUAUUCCUUUUUUUUCAAAUCUGUACAAGAACUUGAUGAACUUCACAUCAAAAAAAGAGAUAUUAAAAGCAAUUUUACAAAGGAGCAGAGGAGGUACUAUUCCAAUGUGAAGGAGAUAAGAGCUCAGAAACAAAAAGAAGACCAUGACAAGAGGAAUAAAGAUAGAUUUUCUUCACUUAAAGAUGUACAUGUGUAAGUUGAGAUAAUUAAUUGUCAGUAGAAAAAGCCACAUACAUAACACAUAGAAGACACAUAGAAGAGUCGAGUCUUGGAAAUAGUGAUUUGGGUUCUUUUUAAACAUUUGCUAAUAAUUUUCUUUUUGCGUUUACAAAAGUACUCCUAAUCUUUAAGUUAAGCAAAAAAAAUUUUCUUUGUGGGGCUAUAGCCCACCCAGACACGGCUGUACUGUUUGGUGACCAACCCAUUUGUUUUUCUUUGUUUUAAUAUUUGGAGAAAGAUAAAUGGUCCUACCAGUAAAUGCUUGUCAUUCCCACCACUUGGUGAUGUGCCAGUUAAUGGGAAUGUAAAACACAAUAACUGGGAUUCAUCAAACAAACCCAAAUAGUAAAUUUGCCACCUGACAGAGAGGAUUUAAUGAAUGAUGUUUUAAAGCUCAAUAUAUUUUACUCAUAUCGGCUAACACUCAGAAUGUCAGCAUAGUUGAUAAAUCUGUUUGGCGUAUAUUUUUAUCAACUGGAAAUGUGUUCUUGUUAACACAAAUCAAAGUAUGGUUCAAGGUAUACAACUGAGCUUACUUCCUGCUAGCCUGCUGCAAACUUUUUAUGUUCUCCUUCUUGUGCUUACAAACAAUAAUUUGUUUCACCUUUUUUGCCUGUUUUGCGUUCAAGAUUUUUGCACCCCCCUCCAAAAGAAUAAUGGUCCAUUUCUUUGGAAUACCAAUUGCCCUCCCCAGAAGAGUGGAGGUUUAUCCAGUGGGUAGAAAGUGGUUAGAGUUGUCCAAACCCUUGUCCUGCCCAUCUAUGUUCUUAUGUUGAUCACUUUUUUACAGAUCAAGAAGAAGUAAACAGCAGCCAUAUGAAAAGGAGAAAGCACUCUGUGACACAUUGAUGGCCCACUUAGAAAAGCUACAUAAAACUCUGUUGCCUGAUGUGCAGGUCUCACCAUUACCUGACAAGGAUCCUGCUCCCUCAUUAUCGGCAAAUACUGGUGAGCAACAAUAGGGACCAGCUUCUUUUCCUACUUCUAAUAAUUUUGUUCAUGGUCAGUCAUGCAAGUCUUUAAAAGGAUGGGUCUUACUGAAGGAAGGAGGUCUCGGAGACCAGUAUAAGGGAUUUAGGUGAUCUGAAGUACAAGAGAAUUUUAUCAUUAGAAGCAAUGAUAGUUAGAAAUCAUUGGAUGAGGCUUAGUAUCAUCUGAAGAAUUAUGGAGAUUUAGGAAGAUGUUAUCAUGAAUAACACCCUCCAAGAUCUACAUAAUUCUGUGGAUGAUGGAUCAUGUUGUGGAUACAUACUCUUUGGGAGGUGGAGAUGUAACAGUAACAGUACAUCAUGUAGUUUAAGCACAGGUAGCCCAAGCUCGAAAUAUUAGCAUUGGCGAACAUUGGCAUUGUUGCAUAACAUUCGAAAUAUGAGGAUUUGUAUGGCAAAAAACCCUUUCAUUUUCGUAGGUUACAGAAAUGAUAGGUCUUUUUGCUAUACAAAUCCUUAUAUUUCAAAUGUUACGCGACAAUGCCGAAUGUUCACCAAAGCUCAUAUUUCGAGCUUGGGCUACCUGUGUUGAAAGUAGAGGCAGAAGUAAAAAUUAUCUUUUGGUAACUUGUAGGUAGAUUGCAAUAAAUUAGAGUGCACAGUGUCAGUGAUUGUUAAGUGCUGUUUUUGUGCGGUUAGCCUAACAAGUGGUCAACUACGGUUGGUUAUGUUCUGAGUGUGGAUUUCAAGUUUAAUAUUAACCUAUUUCAGCUGUUGAGUUUUCAAAGUCUGAUGGUGAGGGAACCUUUCUCAGGCGCAAAUCAGCCACUGAUGAUCUUGUCGGAGUUUUUGCUGGAAUUGCUAGAACCACAAGGAGAGGCAGCCGAAAGGGAAGAAGAUCCUCAGGAAAGGAGGUCAGUAACUUUUCUACUGAAUUAAUUACUUACGAUGUUUUCAUUGACUUUGUUUGACUUGAUGUUUUCAGUAUACCAAAUUGCAAAAUUUUAUUUUCUACUAUUAUUAUUUGUAUUAAAAUGUAAACAUAUUCUUGAUGAAGAAUAUGUAAUUAGUUUUGCAUGAACACACUAUUAUUCAAUAUCACAUAAAUAAAUAAUGAAAUAAUGAAAUAGUAACAAACAGUAACAAAAUACAAAAGGAGCGUUUAUAGUGUAUAAUAAUAUAUUAACCUAAGUAGUGAACACAGAAACUGAAAAAUCUGGAGCAUUUGAAGGAUUUAAGUUUUACAUUAGUGGGCUGUUGGCAAAACCUGGAUUUGUUGCUGUGGAUGGUUGAAGCUGAGGAAGUCAAAGAAAGAAAAGGUAGAAGAAAUAAUGAGGCCCAUCUGUAAGAACAGGUUGAACUGACCGGACUUUCGUGAGUUAAACUUAUUAAUCGUCUGAUAAUUGAAGAUGACUCUAACUUUAAUUGGUUACGCGUUGUAUGACUCGAUCAAUUAUUUAUCACUUUCAUGGCCCGCUUUAUGCUUUUUUCUCUCUUUUCUCCAUGCUGAUAGUAACAAAAUUAUAAAUCGCCUGAUAAUCGAAGAUGUCUUGAACUUUAAUUGGUUACGCACUGUACAACUCGAUCAAUUAUUUAUCGCUUUCAUGGCCCGCUAUGCUUUUUUCUCUCUUUUCUCCAUGCUGAUAGUAACAAAAAGACUCUUGAUUGCAAACAGGUCAAAAUUUUAAUGAAACUGAAUUAUACAAAACAAGUUUCUUUUUACUGCUUUCAUUUUAAAUUAUUAAAGAAGAUGAAAACUGAAAAGCGACUCACUUUGUUGACUUUGUGUCAUGCUUUCUUGCCACUGAAAAAUGGCAGGGCAAAUAUCGACACGGACGGGGUGUAUUGCCUGAUACCCGCCCUCCGAUUUGAUACUAUGUGACCCAAAAUAGCCCACAAAAUCGUGCGAAAAUUAAUCAGUGGAUUAUAAAAUGAUAUAUUAACCCAAGUAGUGAACAAUUUCUUUUUUUCCAGUGCAUUUUAUUCAUAAGAUAAAUCUUGUGAUUUUAGAUUGGAUAAUGUCACUUGUGCUCUUGUGUGUAAUGUUUCACACAUAUCGAAAGAAUAUCUUGUCCACAAGCUGGAUACUACUGUUCGGCUGUCAGACUGACUUUCAAUAAUUUGCACCUGAACCAUCUCAAAGCAAUAGCAUAGAUUGACAUAAAUUUGUUUCAGAGCAUUCCAUUAUGGUAUGGACAAGCGAAUCUUGCUUUGUGCAUAAGAUGCACUCACUGGUGGUAAUUUUUUACUUCCUUUUUUUUUGUAACAGUUUUCCCCUAAAAUGGCACCUUUGUGGGAUAACUGUUAUAAUGUACUGUAGAUAGCAUCAUCAACAGCUGUGCGUGUUUCCGGCAUAUUUUCUCUUUCUUGUUCUUUGCAUUUUCCUGAGACACAUUUCAAAGUGCCUUUUUGCGUUUCAGGUUCCACGUAAAUUAAACCUUCAUCCAGAUGUUGUGGAAAAUCUUUUGGCUCUCAGUUUAUCCCCUCCCAGCACUUAUGUCGACAUUCCAAAAGUACUUGAAGAACUUCAAGAGAGGAGGGUAAGUUGAUUAGGUGAUCUGAAGUAGCCAGCAGUUGAGAAGCGACACAUGGUAUGUGGUAGAGUCAAAAGAAACCAUUUACGUGAUUCAUAUGUGACCAUAUAUAUGUAUAUUUUGUUUGUAGUCUUGAUACUCUGUUAUCAGUUCUUUCCAUUCCCCCUAAAAAUAGCCAUUGUUAAGGUAUGUGUUUCAUUGAUACCCUUAACUAUGGAAAAUAUUACAAAUCAAACAAGCAUGGUUUAAAACUACAACGACAUUGUAGCAUAGAGCAAGCAAGCUAGUUGGUUAUUUACCGAUAUGGCCGAAGAAAUGAACUCAGCAAAGAAAGGUACUUCCACUGUAAACGUGGUACCUGUUAACUGUAAUCUGAAAUGGGUCUUUCCUGUAGGUCAAGUGUUUUUAAACUUUUGAGACAAAAAGAUUUAAUUGUACUAAACUCCAAUUUGCACCACAACUUACAUAAUUAUAUUUUAGAGAGGUGCUGAUUAUGCUUAUCUGAAAAAUAACCUUUUUUCUGCAUUUUUGGUCUUUUGUAGGACUUCUUUGAUAGGGCCAUAACUUCCAACACUGCUUUGACUCUUCCAAGUAAUGAUCUUAUGUCCCCAAUCACAGAAGAAGCAGCCCCUAAAUUUCCAAGUUUGUUCAAAGGGAAGAGUGAGGAUGAAAAUCCUGAGGAAAUUAAUGAAACUGAAAAUAUUUCAUCUGGAAAAGGUAGCACAGAAGAUCAAGAAGAUAAUUCCAUGGAAGGUCAAGCGUCAUCAGUGUGUAUCCAGGAUGAGCAGAUGGUUUUAGAUAAAAGCGUUGACAAAUCAAACAAUAAUGCUCUACUGGUAGAUGAUUAUUCUCAUAAAUCAGAGAGGGAAGAAAAACAAAGUCUCUCUUAUUUUUCACAGCUGCAAAAUGAAGCAGCAGCUAAUGAACAUGGUGCUACUGACAUAGGAGCAGAUGUUACUGAGGGAAACUGUGAAGUAAGUGCAGCUGAAUUAGAGUACAAUAACACUCUGAAUGCUGCUAAGAAGAAAGAUUCGGACGUACAUGAUUUUUUGUCCUCUGUUAAUGGAGAUGUACACGUCUUGGAUGAGCCUGCCAGUACAGACUCUGUUGACAAUGAUAAGGAAACUGAGAAACAGAAAGAAACCAUCACUUUCUCCGAUAAACUGCUACAGCCCAACUGCAAGACUGGAAUCGUUGCCAAAGAGGAAAGCUUUAUCCAGGAUUUGCAAAUUCAUUCUAGUAAUUGCACAAGCCCUUCUCCUCGCAGCAGUAGGUUGUUGUUGAAUGAGAAAGAUUUGGAAGCUGUUUAUGACAGAAGCUUAGUAAAGGUACAAUGUGAAAAGUGCCCGGCUUAGUGUGACAAGUGUACUGUUAAUAGUGCACAUGAGGGAAUAAUACAUCAAUACACGUACUUCUUCAUUCAUCCUUACUGUAAGCCGCUGCAUAAAAUAUCAUAAUAUUUCUUACUGUUCCGGAUCAGCAUUGUUAUUCCAGCCUUCUUUAUUAGCAUGCUAUGAUGAAAUUCAGAGUUCUUGUAAGCAUCUUGUGCUAGAACGCAGCUUUUCCUGUUAUUUGAGGAAUCCUUGAAGCUUACGCUGUAAUUCUAAAAAAGUUGGGAAGAAGGAAUCAGACCUUAAUAAGCCUAAGAAAAGCCCAAGGAAACAGCCCAUAUCGCGAAAUGUCGGGUGUUUUCUCAGGCUAGCACAAGACCAGAACGAUGAUUUCACAAGUAUAUUGUGAACAUUGCUAUUUGCUAUGCCAAUGUGCGGAGUGUGCUUAUUAACGUCCAGGGCCGGGUUGUUCGAAGCUGGGUUAAGAUAACCCAGGGUUAGUGCGAACUUUGAACUCAGAUAUUAGAGCUUAAAAUUCAAAUUCAGUUUAAUUCUUUUUGCCUACAAGUUGAUGAUUGGAUACUCUAAAAAGAAUACAGAAAAUUAUCCGAGAGAGUGCUUUUGAUAACAAGAAAAAGAAAUCCGGAUAUAAAUUUAACCACGGGUUAGUGCUAACCGGCGUUCGAAUAACUGGGCCCAGAAGCUGACGCAGCGCAAGUGCGUGUUGUGCUUAGAACAAAACUGGCUAUCGGAAUAUAAUCAAGAAACAUGAUCUAAAGAAAUUGUGGUAUUCUGUGAAGUGGACUAAAAUGUACAUAAGGUUUGUAGUAUUCCGUCUCUUAAAUGCAUGCUACAAUAUUUAUUGCAUGAUAUCCAUGUCAGCAUUGUUCCCAAUUGAGUUGGCACUGCUACUUUGGUUUUGUUUUGCUGUGAUUUGCGUCACUUUCUCACCAAUCACAAAACGAAUUGUGAUUUUCUCACACAUGUUCUCCAUACUUUCCGUUUUUACCAAGGAUCUUACCAAUAUUCCGAUUGGCUUUUGGAUUUUCUACAUCUAUGUGAUUGGCCAAAAAGACUGCUCGUGGUUUUGAUUUCAUGGCUAUCAUCUAAAUACCAUUAAAAAAUUCCUUCCGCCUCAAAUAGAUUGAAUGCAAAGUGUGUUUAUUUUAUGUGAAGGUAAAAAGCCUAUUUGUAGUUAAAAAAAGGGUACCAAAGUCCAAAAAUAACCCAAAGACAAAAAAAAGUUGUUUGUACACGUACAAGUCGGUAGUCAAUGUAGAUUGAGAGGAAGUAUUUGUUUCGUUAAGAUCCUGAUUACAGAGUCAGUAGUAUGUCAAAUGUGAGACGCAAUGUUUCAUCCGAUAUCCAGAACUGACAGAGCGGGAAUUGGAUUGAAGUGUGGAGUGUUUCAUAUAUCCGCUUCUCAAAUCAUCAUUAAUUCCUUGGAAAAGCCGUCAAAGUUUAAGUUGCUCACCAAAUUGUGUGGAAAUUUGGCAGCAUUUAUCGGAUAUUCUUCGUUUAUUUUUAUCGGUGUAAGUAGAAUAAGUAUAAUUGAAAAUAGAGUCAGCAUAAAGUGGGUAGUUGGGGGGUCGGCACUUGGGGUACUUA
Molecule: messenger RNA, 14428 nt
Organism: Porites lobata
Lineage: Eukaryota; Metazoa; Cnidaria; Anthozoa; Scleractinia; Poritidae
Source: the annotation of a GenBank genome assembly